Anopheles maculipalpis is the source of this 474-nucleotide messenger RNA. Its product is annotated as zinc finger HIT domain-containing protein 1. The coding region runs from base 1 to 474 and encodes 157 amino acids. Gene Ontology annotation, cellular component: Swr1 complex. The transcript has a single exon. Gene Ontology annotation, biological process: chromatin remodeling. The record is from RefSeq and is a predicted model, not a curated record. Lineage: Eukaryota; Metazoa; Arthropoda; Insecta; Diptera; Culicidae. Gene Ontology annotation, molecular function: nucleosome binding.
AUGGCAGGACGUGAAUCGGGUCGCAUACGGGAAGCGGAUAAAAAGCGCACCCUAGACGAUGCCGCACGACAAAGACGGGCACGGAAAGCGCUCGAAGCACUAGAGCAGGACAACUUCCACGAAGAUCCACACGCAGAUCUGGUCAUGUCGAAAAAAGUGCCCAAAUUUAGUGACAAUCUCGAUGGUGGUGGACCAAGCAGGAAGAAAAAUCGUCGCACGAAGGGUGCCGAAUACUAUCGCGCCAAGUAUCGAAAAACGUUCCCCCAGCUGUUGGACGAAGAGAAACAGCAACGGCCCGAUCCGCCGAAUUAUUUUAGUGCUGCUGCACCACCUUCCCGUUUGCCGGAGCGGCAUUUUUGUGCGGUUUGUGGUUUCCCAUCCAGCUACACGUGUACAGCGUGUGGGACAAGGUAUUGUUGUGUGCGUUGCUUGGGUACGCAUCAGGACACUCGAUGCUUGAAAUGGACCGCUUAA